AUGGUCGGUGUACACGAAAUACUCAAGAAGCGUCUCAUUGACACCAUAAGAUCAGUUCAACCACCCGGAAAAUGGAAGGUGGUGGUUGUGGACGUUGCAACUCAAAAAAUUCUCUGGUCGGCGUGCAAAAUGUAUGAUAUUUUAGAGGAAAAUGUAACUUUGGUGGAAAAUCUUGAAAAGCAACGGCAGCCAUAUCCUACACUCGAAGCUGUGUACAUAAUUAGCCCUACUUAUGAGGCAAUCACAAAAGUAAUCGAAGACUUUGCGAAAAGUGCACCGUUAUAUGCUCAGGCUAAUCUGUUUUUCACAUCAGGACUUGAGGACAAAUUAUUUCAAAGGUUAAGCGCAUCUCCUGCUAAACAUUACAUAAAAAAAUGCAUAGAACUGUACAUUGAUUUUCAAGCUAUGGAAGCCCAGGUUUAUUCAUUCGAGUCACCACAUAGUUUCUUUAAAUUAUAUUCCCCUGAAGAAAUGCCAAACUACGAAGAUGAAAUCAGAAAAAUCGCAAAACAGGCAAGAAUUAAUAUCCCUCUAUAUCUUCUUCUCUCAGUGUGCGCAUCGCUAGGAGAAAAUCCAUUAAUCCGAUAUCAACGAUCUCUCGAAGCAGAUCAUCCAACCAAAACCUUACCGUACAAAUUAGCCAUGUUGCUUCAAAGCAACUUAGACCAAUACAUUAAGGAUAAUCCUGAUUUUCCGCCAUCUGAUAAUCCCCGACCACGUGGUGUGCUCUUUAUUUGUGAUCGAACAAUUGAUAUGAAUGCACCUUUUCUUCACGAGUUCACAUAUCAAGCAAUGGCGAAUGAUUUGCUUGAAAUUGACAAUGGUCAAAGAUAUACUUACAAUUACACUGAUUCGCAUGGAGAUCCUGCGACAAAAGAGGCUAUCCUGGAUGAGACAGAUAAAGUUUGGGUCGAAAUUAGACAUAUACAUAUGCAAGAAUGUAUUGAAAAACUAAUGAAAGAUGUUCGCGAUUUUCUUGAAGAGAAUUCUGGCUUUGCUGACAAUGAUAAAUCCGCAAAUUUGAAUGAAUUGAAAAAAAUGUUGGCGAAUCUUCCGCAAUUUCAAAACAUGAAAGAAAAGCUUUUCCUUCAUUUAAAUAUUGCGCAAGAAUGUAUGUCGAUUUAUAAGAAACAUAAGUUAAUAGAAACUGCGGCAAUUGAACAAAAUUGCGCCACAGGAUAUACAUCUGACGGUCAUGCUCCCAAAACUAUAGUUGAAGAUAUGGUACCGUUGUUGGAUGAUCCAGUUGUAAGCUCAUACGAUAAAAUUAGAAUGCUUCUGCUCUAUAUCCUAUACAAGAAUGGCAUUCUAGAGGAGGAUCGGCGUAAAUUACUUGCGCAUUCUGGAAUUUCCCUAGAAGAAAACGAUGCUCUCAAUAACACUGGAUUAUUGGGUGUCAAACUCAUAAAGUCCCCACUAGGAGGUGAUAAAGGAAAAAAAAAUAAACAAAAACCGCAUAACGAAGACAAUCAUUACGAUCUUUCUCGAUAUACUCCGAAUCUUAAAUCGAUUUUAGAGAGUCAUAUCAAUAAUACAAUAGAUUCCCAGGCAUAUCCUUAUACCAAAGACCCGUCAGCUGAAGUUGAUGCUGGAGGUAAGGCGGUCUCUGCACAACCAGUCUCGUUAAGAAGUGCUAAGCCAGCAUGGUAUAAGAAAGGUCAAUCGACGGAAAGCCGUGCUAGUCGUAUAAUAGUAUUUGUUGCGGGGGGUGUGACUUAUUCCGAAAUUCGUUCUGCAUAUGAACUAUCUGAAAAACAUAAUCGUGAUGUAAUAAUUGGCUCUACUCAUACUAUCACACCUAAGAAAUUUAUUAACGACUUAAAAUAUCUUCGUAAUCCAGUAGCGAUGAAUAGUCCAGGAUAUAAUCAUGUGCCGUCUCCAUCACCCGGCCACAAUCCUCCUCAGCAACAGCAGCAGCAACAACAAAGCGGCUAUAUACCACCACCUCAAAGCAUUCAACCACAGGGUAGCUAUUCAUCUCAGGGCUACGCACAAGGAGGGGGUUACCACCAGCCUCCACCAUCACAAGGAAAUUAUCAACAAGGAGUGAAUUCACAAUAUGCGCAAUUUCAGCGACCACCACCUCUCUCUUCAACUUCUUCAACUUCUUCAACAUCCUCUUCAAAAUCAAAGACGAAAUUUGGAAAGGAAUUUCAGAAAUUUUUCAAAUAA
Molecule: messenger RNA, 2172 nt
Organism: Ambispora gerdemannii
Lineage: Eukaryota; Fungi; Glomeromycota; Glomeromycetes; Archaeosporales; Ambisporaceae
Source: the annotation of a GenBank genome assembly